ACAAAAUGGCGAAAUUGGCGAAAAAUUUCCAGCGGCUCGUGCUCUGGUUCGUGCGAACAUGGUUGAAACUGGUUCCAGUCGGCAGGUCUUUGCGGAGCUCUGCGUUUUACCUAAAUGCAUCUUUCCUCUUCGGUUGAUAAAACGGGCCUCAAUGAAUGGAGUGGGUUUGGCAGUACCCCAUUUGAACCACGCAUACAUACAUAGAAAAAAAAAGCAAAACAAAGAGGGGGGUGGGCAUUGUGGUGCUGAUGAGUCUUCCUGGUGUCCAGGUAACUCUGCUGUGAUGCCGAUUCGCCGAACAGCGGCCACUCCAACCCAGGAGAAGACCCCCUCCUCGGCUGCAGACAAAGAACCGGAAGCCUCCUCUGAGGAGUCGCCCUCUGCUGACGAGGAGCAGGCAGCACCGUCGGCGGCACCGGCUGAGGGUGAGGAGGAUGAGGCAAAGGGCGACGCCGAGCCCACGGAGAAUGGGGAGAAGGCCGACGAAGGCGUCUCCGCCGAGAAAGAAGGGGAGGGAGACGCGAAGAAAGAUGACAAAUGCAAGGACUGCGCGGCUGGACAUUGCGCAACACACUGCUAUGUUCUCCUACUAAGGAUGAAGGAUGGCUACAAGUACGAGAAAUCCAAAGCCAAGAAGGUGAAGCGGACCAUUCCUGCGUGGGCUAGCGUGACCGCAAACAAAAACAUUCCCGUUACCAACUAUGCAGGCUCGCAGAAAAAAGUGGAUAACAUCCUAAUCGAGGCUUUAACGUCUUUUAACGACAAGUCCGGGGUUUCCUUCCAAUCACUCAUGAAGUAUAUUCUGAAGAAGUACCCGGGCAUGGAGCUGAACAAGAAGAAGUUUCUCAUAAAGAAAGCCAUGAAAAAGCACCUGGAGAAGGGCAGCAUCAAACAGCUGAAGGGCAAGGGCCUCUCGGGAACGUUCGCCAUGGGAAAGCAGCCUCCUCAGUCAAAGAAAGCCGGCCAGAAGCAGGAGUGUCUGGGAGAUGCCCUUCCUCUCAUCAUCACUCGGCUCUGUGAGCCCAAAGAGGCCUCCUACAACCUGAUCAAGAAGUACCUAGAGCAGCACUUCCCCAGCUUCAACAUUGAAAACAGGCCUGAUGUCCUGAAAACCGCCCUGGUGAAGGCAGUAGAGAAAGGACACCUGGAGCAAAUCACUGGGAAGGGGGCCCGGGGGACUUUUCAGCUGAGGCGCCCCGGCAACAAGACCCUGCCGAAGGGCGGCAUCCUGGAAGACGCCAUCACAGUCGCCAUCACAGCCAUGAACGAGCCCAAAACGUGCAGCACCACAUCUCUACGCAAAUAUCUAAUAGACGCCAACAAGGACAUGAGGGAGAACCAGUUAGUGGCCAAUCUCCGGAGGACCUUGAAAAAGUGCAAAGUUCUGGGCUGGAUGGAACAGAUCACCGGUCACGGUUUCACAGGAACCUACCAGCUCUCCUUCCCCUUCUACCCGAGCCCAACUAUCCUGUAUCCAGACAAGUUCAAAGAGACUCCCGAGAAACCACCCAAACGGAGGAAGGCAGCUGACUCCUCAGAUGAGGAAGAGUCCGAGGAAGAGGAGUCGGAGGAAGAGGAGUCAUCAGAGGAUGAAGCUCCCGCUCGUAGACGGAAAUCCCAAAAGAGACCUCCACCCAAGGCUCGCCGCCCUCCCCCCACCAAGAGGUCCCGGAGCAGCAGUCAGACGAAAGCUAAAAGCAAGGGACGCCCGCUACCAAAGACGCCUCCCGCCAAGAAAGCCGCGCCUCCGGCCAAGAGAUCGGGAAGGAAGCAGCCAGCGGCGACCAAGAAGGAGUCGGCGCCGGCAGCUAAAGCCACACCGGUGAAGAAAGGCGCGCCUCCCAGCAAGCCCAAGACACCAGCCGUCAAGAAGCUGGCCAAAAGGGGGUCCAGGAGACCUCUGACCAGAGAGACCUCCCCCGAGGAGACAAAGGGCCGGUCCAGGCGGUCCGAGUCCGAAGAAUCUUCCCCCGAAGAGCCCCCGGCUAAAAAGCCGGCAGCCAAAGGCGGGUCCAGACGGUCCGCGCCGGUGCAGUCGCCCGCCAAGCAGCCCCAGGCAAAAAAACAGGCCAAAGGCCGAAAGCAGUCGGCCCGAAAGUCCAAGAGAGGGAAGCACUGAGCCCAGAGCUGGCCCCCACAAACUGGGCUGCGCUGGAUCUGCAGCAGUCUGCCGCUUUGUUUCAGUGCUCGGUUUUUAUCAUUGUUUUCCUCCCUUUUUUUUAAGGAGCCGUAGGUUGUUUUUGUUUUUUUUAUUUCCAUUGUAGAACGAGGGCGUUAUCCUUCCACUUGCGUUAGCCGUACUUUGGAGAAUUUCUGAAAUUCCUUUUUAACGACGGUGCGUAGAGACCGCUGGGUUAGUGUUGCCGUUCAAACUGCCAGCCCGGAGAGUAAAGCAACACCCAGCAUCCUGUAACUAGAGCCAUGUAGUGACUUCUGUUUUCAUUUGUUCCUCAUCAGCUGUUUGUAGGUGCUGCCAGCACACAUUCCUAAUCUCGAAUGAAGAGAGGUCUGUGUACCGGAGGGGUGCAGAGUGUCUCCUUUUUAAAGUUCAAAUUUGGGUUGAGGAGUUACUAAUGUUGCCACUUUAUAAAAGACAGAUCUGAGGUGGAUCGCUCUGUCUUAGAAUAAAGUAACAACACUUUGGCCACACAGUAGAAAAUUUAAAAAAAUCUUAAAUUUUAUCCAUAUUUAUUCAUUUUAAUAUAGUUAUCCUUAAUAUCGUUUACUUUUCUAAAAAAAAAUCCCCAGAGGCCUGCAGGACCAUGUUGAUGAUUUAACGAAGGGCAAAACACUUAGUAUUCAUUUUUCAGGAAAAGACAACCUCUCUUGAUGUGUUUAAGCAAGCGUACGCAUUAAACCGAUCUUAUUGCUUCACAACCGUUAGUACCAAAAGAUCAGACACGUGGUGUGAAUAAGAUCCAGGAGGAUAAUAGCUCAUACAUACCCUGCAUGCAUGUAUUCCUUGUGUUGUUAAGCUUUUUCCAAGUCAUUAAUAAAAUGGCUAUAUUUGUAAGUUUGUUGUGUUUUAUUCAAUUCCUCCUGCGUAGUGGUGGUUUGACCAUCAUUUUCGAGACCGUUUAUGCAGUUUCCUGCGGCAUCAGUUUCAUGUCUGAAAGCCUUUGCCCUGUCCAGUGCCAGCUUCAGCCUGAACAGAUGCAGUUUGGUUUGAAGGUUUUCAGCAGCUUCACAUUUUGGUCGGAUCCCAAUUCAAUGAGACAUGUUUGAACGUGGUGGAAAAACAGCUACAAGGUUGUAAUUACAGUUUAGUCUGCAUCAUUAUUUUAACCCCAGAAAAAAAUGUACUUUGAUUUAUGUUACUUUUCUCACAAAUCUGAUUUUUUGUAUAAUUUUUUGGGGACGCAAAUAUUUAAUCAGACCAAGGUGUGUCAUAAAAUUAGUCUCCUUCCCAGUCACCAAAUAUUUGUAACGCAACCAUAAAAUCUUUAUAAUCAAGUUUUUUCUGCCUGAAUGUAAACUGAGUGGAGUCAGAUCUGCUCACCUGGUUGAGAAGCUUGUGCAAAUAACAGAAAAUGUACACGAGUACUCGUAUUUCAAUACACUUCAACUUUCUACUUCUUUGCUACACGUCACCGGGAAAUGUGGCCAGUUUUUACUACCCUUUCUUUUAUCUAACGGCCCCUCCUGUUACAGGAUACUUUUCAGAUCAACACUUUGCAUGAGUUGUUAAUGUUUACACACAGUCAGACCGUGAACCUUCUCAUGCAGAUGAAACGCCUUGAUGUCGUUUCCAAAUUUUCACCUGUUCCUUACGGAAAGGAGGAAAGAUGCGGUACAUAACAGGGCCCUUUCUUUCCUCCACUGUGCAGUCAUUUAGUAUUCACACCAUAAACGGCUCAUCUUUGAUAAACGUCAUUGUUCUGAUUAAAGCUUUUACAAAGACUGGUUGUGGCCUUAUUUUAUCCAAUUGGUCUGGAGUCGCUGUUUUAGGUGUCCAGUAGC
This is a messenger RNA of Menidia menidia (Atlantic silverside), 3960 nucleotides long. NCBI's taxonomy places the organism in Eukaryota, Metazoa, Chordata, Actinopteri, Atheriniformes, Atherinopsidae. The record is from the annotation of a GenBank genome assembly.